Messenger RNA from Raphanus sativus (radish), 762 nucleotides. RefSeq lists its product as uncharacterized. The transcript has a single exon. The record is from RefSeq and is a predicted model, not a curated record. Lineage: Eukaryota; Viridiplantae; Streptophyta; Magnoliopsida; Brassicales; Brassicaceae. The coding region runs from base 1 to 762 and encodes 253 amino acids.
AUGCUUCAGUCGGUCUUGUCCCCCAUCCCCACUUUCGCUAUGUCUGCUUUCGAGCUACAUGUAGGAGUGUGCAAACAAAUCCAAUCAGAACUAACACGCUUUUGGUGGGACUCUCCUGAUGGUAAGAAGAAAAUAUGCUGGAAGGCGUGGGAUCAACUCACUCUGCCAAAACAGCUAGAAGGGCUUGGAUUUAGGGAUAUCCAACUUUUCAACCAAGCUUUACUGGGUAAAAUUGCAUGGCGCCUCAUAACCAAACCGGACUGCUUGCUAGCAAAAGUACUGUUGGGCAAAUACUGCCACAAAACACCUUUCUUGAAGGCCACACAACCUCAAUCUUUUUCGCAUAGCUGGAAAGGGAUACUACACGGCAGAGACCUCCUCCUCACUCAUCUUGGUAAGACUAUAGGUGAUGGAGAAGACACCAAAGUCUGGACAGAUUCCUGGAUUCAUCCUAAGCUCGACGUUAAAGUCUUCAGACCAACACUCGAGAGGGAUCAGGAUCUGAUGGUGGCUGAUUUGCUGUCAAGAGAGACUAAGGAGUGGAAUAAAGCCAAGGUUGAUAACCUACUACCGGAACUCUCCUCUCUUAUUCUUUCCAUUCACCCUAGCAAAAAAGGUGUUCUGGACACCUACAUUUGGACACAACAAGAAUCAGGAGUCUAUACAGCUAAGUCGGGUUACUUCACAGCAAGAAUGGACAAGAUUCAAUCGACCUCACCACUCUUGAAUCUAGAACGCUGGAACUGGCAGAAGUUCGUCUGA